Molecule: messenger RNA, 2856 nt
Organism: Polistes dominula (European paper wasp)
Lineage: Eukaryota; Metazoa; Arthropoda; Insecta; Hymenoptera; Vespidae
Product: glutamate receptor ionotropic, kainate 2
Biological process (GO): monoatomic ion transport
Cellular component (GO): membrane
Molecular function (GO): ligand-gated monoatomic ion channel activity; signaling receptor activity
Source: RefSeq, a predicted model, not a curated record
AGAAAAUCAUUGGGAAGGGGUUAAUAUUUAACUGAGCAUGCGCUAAAACUAAAACUCUCGACAAGAUACCGUGCGGAUUUAGAAGUUCGUAACGCGCGAGCUUCUUCUCUCAAAAGAGCGUCUUUCAUAAACUUCGUUUUGGUUUAUAACACUAAAAGAACAAUACGAAAAUGCAAUUAUGGUACGCUUUAGUGAUAUUCGUUACGUGUCUUUUGGAUUUCUCAAAACAAGUUGCCAUAGGAGGUUUUUUCGAUGACGAUGAAAUGAUUCAACAAGCUUUUGAAUUAUCGAUAAGAUCGGUCAAUCGAGAAUAUCCAAGUAACAUUUAUUUGGAACCUAAUGUUCAAUUAGUAAAUAAUGAUGCAUUCGAUGUUACCAGUCAAGUAUGCAACAUGGUUGGUACGGGUGUGGCUGGCAUAUUUGGUCCACAAGAUAAAGCCAUAGCUGAACAUGUGCAGAGCAUAUGCGACACGAUGGAAAUGCCACACAUCACAGUUAGGUGGGACCCACAAGAAACACGCGGGAAAACAGUGAAUUUCUAUCCACAUGCAAAUACGUUAUCCUUGGCAUAUCAAGUAUUAAUAAAAGAACUGGAUUGGCAAGAAAUGAUAAUAUUAUUCGAAAACACCGAUAGUUUGCUCAAAAUUAAACCACUUUUAGAACUUCGUAAUACAGGAAUUGACAUAUUUUUGUUUCAAUUAGGAAGUGGUCCAAAUUACAGGAACGUAAUUCAAGAGGUCAAGGAAACUGAAAUCGAAAACAUCGUGAUCGAUUGUUCCUUUCUAAUUUUAAAUGAAGUACUCAAACAGGCUCAACAAGUUGGUAUUAUGUCGGAUCAGCAUAACGUGGUUGUGACAUCAUUGGAUCUCCAAACAUUGAAUUUAGAACCGUACCGUUAUUCAGGCGUAAACUUUACUGGUUUUCGUUUAAUCAAUCCGGAAGAUCCAACGGUAAUGGAGAUUUUCAACAAACACAAACACGAAUGGAGCUUAUCCGGACCGGAUAAACUUCGACUUGAACCAGCUUUAAUGUACGACGCCGUUCAGCUUUUCGCUCAAACUUUGAAGCAAUUAAAUGGCGUUACAAACGACGACGUCAAACAGUUGCCUUGCAAUGGUUCGAUGAGCUGGGAACAUGGGAGUACUUUAUUGAAUUUUAUGCGCGUGACCGAAAUGAGAGGAUUGACUGGAUUAAUAUGGUUCGAUACUGCUGGAUUUCGAAGUAAUUUUCAAUUGGAUAUUGUUCAACUACAAUUAGAAGGAUUAACAAGAAUAGGAGUUUGGAAUAGCACUCAUACAAGUGGAAUCGAAUGGUUGCCAGAGAUGAGUUCAAUGAAGCCUGAUUCUGAAUUAAGUCUACAGAAUAAAACAUUUUUAGUAUUAAUAUCUAUGACAAAACCGUACGGAAUGGUUAAGGAAUCUGCUACGAUGUUGUCUGGCAACGAACGUUACGAGGGAUUUGGAAUUGACAUUAUUGAAGAGCUUAGCAAAUCACUCGGAUUUAAUUACACUUUCGAAGUACAAACAGACAGCGUUUAUGGUUCUUAUAUAAAUAAAACAGGAAAAUGGUCGGGCAUGUUGGGAAAAAUUAUAGAAGGGCGAGCAGAUUUAGCAAUUACCGAUUUAACGAUAACGUCCGAUCGUGAAAGUGCAGUUGACUUUACGAUGCCUUUCAUGAACCUAGGUAUAAGUAUAUUGUAUCAAAGGCCAACGAAAGCACCGCCCAGUUUCUUCUCGUUUCUUUCGCCAUUUUCUAACGACGUUUGGUUAUGCCUGUUAGGAGCAUUUAUCUUUGUGUCAGUGUUAUUCUCCGUGAUCGGAAGAUUGUGUCCAGCGGAAUGGAACAAUCCUUAUCCUUGCAUCGAAGAACCCGAGGAGUUGGAGAACCAGUUCUCGUUGAAGAAUUCCUUUAUGUUUACCAUAGGAAGUAUAAUGCAACAAGGUUCCGACGUUGCACCUAUAGGAUUUUCAACAAGAAUGAUGGCAGGAUGCUGGUGGUUCUUUUGUUUGAUUAUAAUCUCCUCCUACACAGCUAAUUUAACAGCUUGUUUAGCCAUAGCUGCUAACAUACCACCAUUUAACAACGUCGAGGAAUUGGCAAAACAGAAAACCAUCAAAUACGGUGCUAAAGGUGGCGGAUCUACGUUUGAAUUUUUCAAAGAGGCCUCCUACCAGACGUACAAGGACAUGUACAACUACAUGAUCAGUACCGAGAACGUUUUGACUAAGGACAACGACGAGGGUUUGAAGAAGGUCCUUAAUGAAAAUUAUGCCUUCUUAAUGGAAUCCAGCUCGAUCGAGUACAUCAUUCAAAGGGAAUGCAACGUUACCAAAGUUGGUGGAUUGUUGGAUCAAAAGGGCUAUGGAAUUGCUAUGAAAAAAAAUUCUCCUUAUCGUCAUCAAUUAAAUACGGCGAUUUUAAAAUUACAAGAAAGUGGUAGAGUAACUGAACUCAAAAAAAAAUGGUGGACCCAAAAACGCGGUGGUGGUAAAUGCGAGGAAGGUGGUGCACCAAGUUCAGCAGAGGAAUUGAAUUUGUCUAACGUCGGUGGUGUUUUCUUGGUACUUUUCGUUGGUAUUGGAUUUUCUUUACUUUUCACGAUAUUCGAGCUCGUUUGGGAUGUUGCUAUGAAAUCAAUCAAAGAUAAUUUAUCAUUUAAGGAAGAAAUGAUAGAGGAAUUGAGAUUCAUAGCCAAGUGUACUACCGAGACUAAACCAGUUAGACAUAGGAAAAGUUUAUCGCAAAGAAGUGGAGAAGAUAGUACAGAAGAUUGCAGUCCACCUUAUGGAUUCGUACCAACUGUAAUCACAACAUCACCGGACGAUGAUAAUUGAAAAAAAUCUUUGAUUAUUAUAA